CGAGCAGACACAUGCGCGCCGCCGCCGCCGCAGCCCUCGGCCUCCCGGGCUGGAAACCUUUGCGAUUGAGCGGUUGCCUCUAGGUCUGCGCCUCCGGCCGCCCCUCCCGCCGUCCCGCGGCUUGCGAGGGAGCGCAGCGGGGACUCGGGGCUGCCGGAGAAACCUGUGACCCCCACGCAGGAGCGGGGCGGGGGACCGGGAGAAGAUGGCGACGCCGGGAAGCGAACCCCAAGCUUUCACGCCCGCCCUCUCGGCAACCGCCCUGCACCCGCACCUCCACCAGCACCACCAGCACCACGGAGGCACGGGAGGCGCGGGCUUCAACCUGCCCUUGAACCGCGGGCUGGAGCGCGCGCUGGAGGAGGCGGCCAAUUCUGGGGGCUUGAACCUGAGCGCAAGGAAGCUGAAGGAGUUUCCCCGGACGGCGGCCCCGGGACACGACCUCUCGGACACGGUUCAGGCAGAUCUGUCUAAAAACAGGCUGGUGGAAGUGCCGAUGGAACUGUGCCAUUUCGUAUCCCUGGAGAUCCUUAACCUGUAUCACAACUGUAUCCGAGUCAUCCCCGAGGCCAUUGUUAAUUUGCAGAUGUUAACCUACUUAAACUUGAGCCGAAAUCAGCUGUCUGCCCUGCCUGCCUGCCUGUGUGGUCUGCCUCUCAAAGUCUUAAUCGCAAGUAACAACAAGCUGGGAUCACUGCCUGAAGAGAUAGGUCAGCUCAAACAGUUAAUGGAGUUGGAUGUCAGCUGCAACGAGAUCACAGCCUUGCCCCAGCAGAUCGGCCAGCUGAAGUCUCUACGAGAACUGAAUGUCCGAAGAAAUUACCUUAAGGUUUUACCACCAGAACUAGUAGAUCUCCCCUUGGUAAAAUUCGACUUUUCCUGCAACAAAGUUCUGGUGAUCCCCAUCUGCUUCAGAGAGAUGAAGCAGCUUCAAGUGCUCCUUCUGGAGAAUAACCCUCUGCAGUCCCCUCCGGCUCAGAUUUGUACAAAAGGCAAAGUGCACAUAUUUAAGUACCUGAGCAUACAAGCGUGCCAGAUUAAGACGACUGACCCCCUGUACCUCCACACCAUGGAGAGGCCUCAUUUGCACCAGCAUGUAGAAGACAGUAAGAAGGAUUCUGAUUCGGGAGUUGGAAGUGACAAUGGAGAUAAGCGGUUAUCUGCCACCGAGCCUUCCGAUGAGGACACAGUUAGCCUCAAUGUUCCCAUGUCAAACAUCAUGGAGGAAGACCAGGCCAUCAAGGAGGAUGCCUGCCAUCAUCUGACCCCAGCCAAAGGAGAAUUUCAGCCGGAGCCUUCCCUUUUGGGUGACAGCAACAGCUCAGGACAAGAAAGAGACCAGUUUGCUGAUGGAGCAGAUGCUCUUCACCCGGGAUUUAUGAACUAUAUGAAGGACCAGGCGGGAGACUGUGAAGAGCUAUUGCGGAUAGAAGAGGAUGCUCAUUGGCACAUGGAGGGACUACUAGAGUCAUCCAAAGAUCAGGAUUUGGAUAUAGCAAUGAUUGAGCAGCUGAGAGAAGCAGAAGGUUUGCUUCAGGAUCCCAACGGUCUGAGUGCUGACAUUACAGAGAGGAGUAUUUUGAGCCUGUAUCCCAUGGGCUCAGCAGAAGGCUUAGAAUUACCUGACCCUACGUUCAAUGGUCAGAUGCAGCUGGAGAUGUCCCCAGAGUGUGAGGUGCAAAAUGAUCUGAUGAUGCAGAGUAACGGGAGCCAGUAUUCUCCAAAUGAGAUGAGAGACAACUCCCCUUCCGUGUCUCCUACUGCAAACAUCACAGCUCCUUUUGGCCUGAAGCCUCGCUCAGACCCAGACCUCAUUCUCCCUCCUAUCUCCUUCAACAAACUUACGCAGGCACAAACAUGGGACAACUCUAGCUACAGUGUUCCAUCUGAAGGAGACAGUGACAAUGUGUUUCUAAGACCACAGAGAAAUUUGGAAUCCAUAGACCCGCAGUUUACAAUUCGGAGGAAAAUGGAGCAGAUGAGAGAAGAAAAGGAGCUGGUGGAGCAGCUCCGAGAGAGCAUUGAAAUGAGGUUGAAAGUGACCCUGCAUGAAGACCUAGGAGCUGCACUCAUGGAUGGCGUCGUGCUCUGCCACUUGGCCAACCACAUCCGCCCUCGGUCUGUCGCCAGCAUCCAUGUCCCCUCGCCUGCAGUUCCAAAACUCAGCAUGGCCAAGUGCAGGAGGAAUGUGGAAAACUUCUUGGAAGCGUGCAGAAAACUUGGCGUGCCCGAGGAAAAGCUCUGUCUGCCUCAUCACAUCCUUGAAGAGAAGGGCCUGGUCAAAGUGGGCAUGACUGUUCAAGCCCUGUUGGAUGUCACUGUCACAAAAGCUCUGCUCACAUGAGACCAAGCCCUCUCUGCUCGGUGGCCUCAGACUCUACCCAGCGCAGGGACCCUGGACUCUGCUCCUGGCACCUGUACCUGCCCCUCCCUCACAGCCUGCCAGUUCCGCGACAAGCUUCGUUGACAAGGUUUCAACCUAAGGGAGGAUUCAGGACCUUUUAGAGCUGGCCUCCAGGGUUCAGGGUGGACAGGUAGUGUCUGAGGGAGCUGGCAGAGAACUGAGUAGCACGCCAUUGCCUUUUCAACCUUCAUCCCUUCCACACUCACCAACUGCCAUUACCAAAUGCCAAGCACAAACCGUUUCACAGUGAGUCGUGUCUGUUUGACCAAAACCAAACUCCUUGCAGAAUCAGUGGGGGGAGGGGGAUGCAAUCAGGUUUUAUCCGCCACCAAAUUUUUUCAAGAUGUUUCUUGAGACCAUUGCCUUUUUUGAGAAACUAUUUUCAACAUACAAAAUAUUUAUAUAAAUAUUAUUUAUUAGCGAGUCGUUAUUCAUCCUUUGGAUGCAAAUUGUAAAUUAGGAAACUAUUUUAUUACUGCUUUUUUGUGGUUAAACAAUUUAUUUUAAUAUUAUAAAUACUGAGUUAUUUUCGAGCCUCUUUGGCAUGUAGGAGUUCCAGGUCUCAGUGUUCCUACUUCCUUGUGUAUAUGAUUCAGAAAAGAAAAGUUAAACAAGAAACACGUGCUUCUGUGACAGAGAGCUGUUUUCUGGGGAGGUGAUAGCUACCUUUUGAGUUGCGGAACAUCGUUCUUAUUUCUACUUCUGCAUUCCAUCCAGUUCCCUACAUUCCAGCAGCCCUCUUGUCCCUGUUAUAGUGAACCGACUGAAAUCAAGAGAGCACCCCAGAGUUAUUUGUAAAUAGCUAUGUGGAAAAAAAUAUUAAACUUGAAGAUGAAAUGUGAACAGGUUUUUUUUAUUCUUGUUUCUUUUGCUAUGCACAAAACAGACACAUAUUAACACAGAGAAGUGGGAAGUGUUGAGCAUAUGUCUUGAAGUAUAAUUUUGCACUGUAUUUUGGAUAACUGAGUAGCAUCUAGCACCAAAGGUAGAUGUUGAGGAAAUGAAUGAGAAAAUGGAGGUGAUGGGUGGUAACUGUCUAACUGAAAGGGUCAUGAGAGCUUGAGUCAGGAAACCAGCACUUCUUAUAAACUGCCAGCAUUCAAAGAGGGAGAGCUUCUGAAAUGCAUCUGUGCUCGUUUUUUUAUUGUAAUCGAGCUGGUGCUUUUUAAAGAGUCUAGACUUGGAAGCUUCCUGAUGUCUGGUAAGAAACUUGGGAAGUGAGGGGGCAAGGGGCUUCUGGUGGGCAUCUACAUGCACAGCCAAGCAGACUGAGUAAAGCAAAGUAGGUAGAGUGUGUGUGAGCAGCCAGUGGGGAGCCGGGACAAGUACAUUAGGACUAGAGAGCAGACAGCAGAGCAGACAGCCCAGGAGAGGAGCUGUCCCAGCCUGUCCGUGGGAGAGCUUCGCAGAAGGCUUCAUGGGACUAUGCCGAGCAGUCACACCUACGCACACUCACGCUGUAGGCAUGGAUGGAUAUCCCAGGCAUUUGUCAAAAGCUUGCAAUUGCCGACUGCACUUUCAGCCCUGUACAAAGCCAUUAGCAGUUCACAAUGGGGGGGCCACGAAGGUAGAUACAAAAGACUUCAGGAGGGGCGAGCGCACUCAGCAGAGACUGACCUUCCACCAGGGCGUGACGGUGGGCUUCUGAACAUGGGGACUCAGACCGGCAGCUAGUAAAUUACUUCCUAUCAAAUGUACUGUGCACUUUAACAUAAAUAUAUUUUAAUACUUUUCUGUACUGCACAAAUACCUGUUUUGCCAAAUGAUGUAACAGUGUAAAGAUGAGAGGAUUUUAAGUGUGUGUUCAGCUGGAGCGGCAUUCAGACAUUAGCAACACGAGGAUUUGGAAUACCGCACUUUCGUGGCAUUGCAGUGCAGGGUCCUGAAAUAUAUUUUUACAUGUAUCUUUGAUGACAUGAAGCUCAAUAACCAUUACUUUGGGAUUUUUUUAUUAAACUAUUUCUUUUGCUGUUAAUUUUCACUAUUUUCUUGAAAUUGGCUGUAUCAUACAAAUGGCUUCGAUAUUUUGUAAAAUGUGUUUUUGUAUGAAUACGAUGUCUUCAAGAUCCUUGUACACUGUUUAUAUGUGCAAUGAAAUGUGCAUGGCUGGCUGACAGUAUGAUAAGUAGACAGAGUGUAUAUAGUACAAACCUUUUUAUUAUUUAACAGCCAUUAAAAUUUUGAACUUGUACCAAC
This is a messenger RNA of Mesocricetus auratus (golden hamster), 4600 nucleotides long. RefSeq names its product leucine rich repeats and calponin homology domain containing 1 (gene Lrch1). NCBI's taxonomy places the organism in Eukaryota, Metazoa, Chordata, Mammalia, Rodentia, Cricetidae. The record is from RefSeq and is a predicted model, not a curated record. The transcript is spliced from 20 exons. The coding region runs from base 206 to 2344 and encodes 712 amino acids. Gene Ontology annotation, molecular function: protein binding.